UUAGCGAUGAACGCUCCUGAAUGGAAGGAAGCGUUGUUUGGGAGUGUAGGAGCUGUUCUAUUUGGUGCAGUUCAGCCGGUUUAUGCAUUCUCAAUGGGGUCGAUGGUAUCGGUGUAUUUCUUGAUGGAUCAUGAUGAGAUCAAGCACAAAACGAUGGUUUACGGGUUGUGUUUCGCAGGUUUGGGAGUUUUUUCGGUGCUAAUCAACAUCAUUCAGCAUUACUAUUUUGCAGCGAUGGGCGAGCACCUAAUGAAGAGGGUUCGAGAAAGGAUGUUGUCAAAGAUACUCACCUUCGAAGUCGGGUGGUUCGAUCAGGAUGAAAAUUCGAGCGGAGCCAUCUGUUCCAGGCUCGCGAAAGAUGCCAGUGUGGUGAGAUCGUUGGUGGGCGAUAGAACCGGGCUUCUAAUUCAAACGUUUUCCGCAGUGACGAUUGCUUGGACAAUGGGGCUCGUAAUCGCGUGGAGAUUGGCGUUGGUUAUUAUCGCCGUUCAGCCGCUUAUAAUCAUCGGCUUCUAUUGCAGACGAGUUUUGUUACAGAACAUGUCGCAAAAAGCCAUGAAAUCACUAGACGAAAGCAGCAAGCUCGCAGCCGAAGCCGUUUCAAAUCUGCGAACCAUCACCUCCUUUUCAUCUCAAGCACGAAUCCUCAAAAUGUUCCACGAGACGCUAAAAGCGCCAAUGCGUGAAGGCGUCCGACAAGCCUGGUAUGCUGGAAUCGGGCUCGGGUUCUCUCAAAGCAUAAUGACUUGUAAUUUGGCUCUAAACUUUUGGUUCGGUGGGAAACUGAUUAGCGACGGUCAUCUUACGUCAAAAGCACUCUUUCAGACGUAUAUGAUCUUGGUAAGCACCGGCAGAGUCAUCGCGGAUGCUGGAACCAUGACAAACGAUCUAGCGAAAGGGUCCGACGCAGUGCGUUCGGUGUUCACGAUAUUAGACCGUAACACCUUGAUAGAACCCGAUGAUUCCGAUGGUAAGAAGCCGGAAAUCAUUACCGGCAAUGUGGAGUUACGCAAUGUUUACUUCGCUUACCCUGCUCGGCCUGACAUCAUGAUCUUUAACGGGUUCUCGAUCAAAAUCGAAGCUGGGAAAUCGACUGCGUUGGUUGGACAAAGUGGGUCCGGGAAAUCAACCAUAAUUGGGUUAAUCGAGCGUUUUUACGACCCGAUGAAAGGCGUUGUCAAAAUCGAUGGAAGAGAUAUAAAGUCGUACCAUUUAAGAACUCUAAGGAAAUACUUCGCACUAGUGAGCCAAGAACCGACAUUAUUCGCUGGUACU
This is a messenger RNA of Cynara cardunculus var. scolymus (artichoke), 1275 nucleotides long. RefSeq names its product ABC transporter B family member 15-like. Gene Ontology annotation, biological process: transmembrane transport. Gene Ontology annotation, molecular function: ATP hydrolysis activity; ATP binding; ABC-type transporter activity. The record is from RefSeq and is a predicted model, not a curated record. Gene Ontology annotation, cellular component: membrane. The annotation marks the transcript as partial. The transcript has 2 exons. Lineage: Eukaryota; Viridiplantae; Streptophyta; Magnoliopsida; Asterales; Asteraceae.